AUGGGGAAACUGGCCAACAACCUGUGCAGAAACUGGGAACGGGGAAACUGGCCAACCACCUGCGCAGUCAAAUCGAGCAGUUGGCAGGGGAAAGCUUUGUCAGACACCUAUGUACCAAGUAAAGGUACACGCAAAUAUCUAAGGCCGACUAGGAAAGGGGAAACUAGGCAACCACUUGUGAGUCAAAUCGGGCAACUAACUGUGGCUGGGGAAAUCAUGGUCGGACAACUAACUGAGUACUGA
Molecule: messenger RNA, 243 nt
Organism: Prunus armeniaca (apricot)
Lineage: Eukaryota; Viridiplantae; Streptophyta; Magnoliopsida; Rosales; Rosaceae
Source: the annotation of a GenBank genome assembly